Eurytemora carolleeae is the source of this 1600-nucleotide messenger RNA. Its product is annotated as peptidyl-prolyl cis-trans isomerase sig-7-like. The transcript is spliced from 9 exons. Gene Ontology annotation, cellular component: nucleus. Bases 5 to 1468 code for a protein of 487 amino acids. The record is from RefSeq and is a predicted model, not a curated record. NCBI's taxonomy places the organism in Eukaryota, Metazoa, Arthropoda, Copepoda, Calanoida, Temoridae. Gene Ontology annotation, molecular function: RNA binding; peptidyl-prolyl cis-trans isomerase activity. Gene Ontology annotation, biological process: protein peptidyl-prolyl isomerization.
AAAGAUGUCAGUCGUAAUUGAAACCACUAUUGGUGAUCUUACCGUAGACUUAUAUACAAAGGAAAGACCGAAGUCAUGUUUAAACUUUAUUAAACUGUGUAAACAGAAACGAUACAACAUGAAUCUUUUUCACAUGGUUCAAUCAAACUUUAUUGCACAGACUGGUGACCCAACAGGGACAGGUCGAGGUGGGGAAUCAAUAUUUGGAGAGGUUUACGGUCAACAAGCCAGAUUUUACGAGGCUGAAACAAAUCCGAGGAUAAAGCACACAAAGCGAGGCCUGAUCUCAAUGGUGAACUGCGGGGACAGUAUGCUCGGCUCACAGUUCUUCUUUACUUUAGGUGAGGAGUUAACUUAUCUGGAUGGGGAGCACUGUGUGUUUGGAGAAGUAGUAGAGGGCUGGGAAACUCUGGAGAAACUUAACAAUACUAUUUGUGAUCUUUCUAACAGACCCUACCAGGAUAUUCGAGUAACACACACCGUUAUCCUUCAUGAUCCAUUCGAUGAUCCUCCAGGACUAGAACCACGGGAUCAUUCUCCAGAACCUACUCAGGAAAUGUUGGCUAGCUCAAGGAUAGGUGCUGAUGAGGACAUCAACGACUACGCCGGGAAGACGGAGGAGGAGAUCAACGAGCUCAUCGCGACAAAGGAAGCUAACGCUAGAGCUACCAUACUGGAGAUGGUUGGAGACCUUCCUGACGCUAAUGUUGCUCCACCCGAGAACGUUCUGUUUGUCUGUAAGCUCAAUCCUGUCACUAAUGAUGACGAUCUAGAAAUCAUCUUCUCAAGGUUUGGGAAGAUUGUCUGCUGUGAGGUGAUCAGAGACAAGAAGACAGGAGACUCCCUACAGUACGCUUUCGUCGAGUUUGACAACCAGGCCUCCUGCGAGCAGGCUUACUUUAAGAUGGACAACGUCCUCAUUGACGACAGAAGGAUUCACGUGGACUUCUCCCAGAGUGUGUCGAAGUACAGGUGGAAGGGUAAGGGUCGGCUGGAGGUUAUGGAUGAGAAGAAGGGAGGGGGGGAUUUAAAGAAUGAAAUACAGAAAAGGCGACAAACUUCUCCCUCUCGGCGGCCUGCACGUGCACACUCUCGGGAACGCUAUGUAAAACAUAGAUCUCAGAUCCGCGAACGAUCCAGGGAUCGUAGGCCUGAACCUGAUCGGCGACGGGAAAAGGAGAAUGUAGAAAAGUCAAAAGACCGCCGACGGUCCAGGUCUAAAGAUUACAGAGAUAAAGAUUAUCAACGAUCUAAUGAUCGUGUUCGACAGCGAUCACGAUCAAGAGACUUAAAGGAUAAACGACGUGAUGUCCGUGAAAGAUCCCGAGAGAGGCGAAGAUCUGUGGAUAAAAAACGAGAACACAAAGAUCGAUCCAGGUCUCGAGAUAUGAAGAGAACAAGUGACAGAAGAGAUGAAAGAAGAAUAGAAGGAAAAACAAAACAUAGACGGGAAAGAAGUUAUUCUUGAAAUAUAUAAAAUUGUUUCUGCAUUUCAGAUUAAAAAUGGUCGCUGAAUUCAACAUAGUUAACUCUCUUAAAAUGUGUGAACCACUUAAUGCUGAACAGGCAACGUCAUGAAUAAAUCUUUUUUUAUGUUUUU